Molecule: messenger RNA, 499 nt
Organism: Drosophila subpulchrella
Lineage: Eukaryota; Metazoa; Arthropoda; Insecta; Diptera; Drosophilidae
Gene: Dph3
Product: DPH3 homolog
Exons: 3
Coding region: 114-374 (86 amino acids)
Biological process (GO): protein histidyl modification to diphthamide
Molecular function (GO): metal ion binding
Source: RefSeq, a predicted model, not a curated record
UGGCAGCACUGCAAUACAACGUGCGCAAUUGUUUGGCGUGGAUAUAUUUCUGUAAUCGCCUUAAACCCUGUAUAUAAUGAUUUCAAACCCCUGAGAUAAGCAGAAAGUACGUCAUGAGCAUCUAUCACGACGAGGUGGAAAUCGAGGACUUUGAGUACGACGAGGAAGAGGAGAUGUACUACUAUCCCUGUCCCUGCGGCGAUCGAUUUCAGAUCUCCAAGGAGGAGCUGAUCGAGGGCGAGGAGGUGGCCACCUGUCCCAGCUGCUCGCUAGUCAUCAAGGUCAUUUACGAUCCGGAUAUGUUCAAAGCUGAGGAAGAUGAGGAAUCCGCUCUGAACGAAAAACUUAGCGACUUGAAGCUGGAGAAGAACUAACACAAGCCAUAUGGUGUAAUUAAAUAGUUUUUAUUUAUAUACUUUUAUAUAUAGAUUUCAUUUUAGUGUAAAUAAUACGUUGACUAGUAAAACAAUGAAUUCAAAUUAUGCAAGCUCGCGGGAAA